CGGGGCUCAGCUCGUGAGAAAGUCGGGGAGCAAGAGGAAGGAGAGGGAAGGCGUUUCUUCCGAGGAGAAGCAAGCCGAGGAGACUUCCACCGGUGGGGCGCCGGAUCGGAGAAGAAGCGGGCGCGCAAGGAUCCCGUUGAGGUUCGGCCUUCCUCUGUGGAGAGAGGUGAGCUCCAGGCCUUGGAGCCUAGCAACAAUUCUCGAGAUGACGUUCUCCCGGAUCCGUCUCUCGAUGGUGGUCUUCAGGGGACUUCUUCUAAGGUGAAGAAGAAGUCGAAAAAGAAUAAUAAGAAGAGUGCCGGCGAAUCCUCGGGGCACGAGAUAGCGCCCAAUACGGAGAAGGAAACCGUGGAGGCUCCGACUACUGCCGUUUCCCUCCCCAAGGCGGCGGUUCGUGAAGAUGCCCGGGGAUCGAACAGGUCCUCUCCGAAGGCUCAGGAGGGUAAGGCUGUGCCGAAGAACCUGCAGGGGUUUUGCCCGGAUAAAGUGGACUUCAUUUUCAAGCGGGACACUCCUCUCGUUUGUAACGAGAGAGAUUGCGCUCGUUUCGUCCGCCAAGUCCGGGGAAGUAGGGAGCAUCUCCCACUCGUCAAGGACUUAGUUUUCCAAGACGAGUACACCGCUGCUGCCGGUUCCUCGGUUAAGAGCCAAGGUGACUGGAACGAGGUCGUCCGCAUAUACGACAAAGAGCUGAAGAGGACCUAUGGUGUGAUUGAUAGGCAACGGCGCAACACCAAGGAGGCGACUGCCGCCUUAGAGGUCAUGCUGAAGAAGAAGGACGAAGCGGUUAUUGCAGAAGCGGCCAUGAGGGAUGAACUCUCCCAGAAAGAGGCGGCUAUGAACAAGGAGCUGAAGCGAGCCCGGGAGUUGGUUAAAGCGCUCGAGAAAGAGAAAACCAAGCUGGCAAACGAGAAGAAGACCCUCGAGGAAGAGAAGGCGGCUGCUGCCUUAGAGCAUUCCAAGGAGAUGGAUCGUCUCCGAGAGUCGCGCCGCUAUGAGGUUACUCACGAACGGAUCCGAGUAAUGGCGGCGAUGCAUGGGAAAGCCGCCGUUCGCUUCCAGAGGAUCCAGGAUCGGGAGUCCCGUCGUGAUAACUUUGAGGAUGCGAGAUGCAUGCUCGGCCAGGCUCGGGGGAUGAGACGUUGCCUUCAAGGGAUGAAAGCGGCAGGUAAAAACAUCUCUCAGGGAGAUAUUGAUAUCUACGUCGGGCAAGAGAGGCAUUAUGAUGCGGAGGUGAAGCGUUUGAUCGUAGAUGAUCUUCUCGAGAAGGACCUUUCUUUAUCUCCUCUCGUGCUCGAGUCGAGGUUCGUUAUCCAGGAGAUGAUGGAUAAAAUCGACAAAUUUGGGUCGAACAUGGACUUGCUCGACUCCGAGGCCGCCAAGACGCUUCGCACUCCCCUCAGAGCACCAGGGGAUCGAUCCGAAGAGCCGUCGAAGAGCCUUCUCGACACCGUUCAGUCGCCAGCUCGCCCUGAUGCUGUUCUCCCGGGUCAAGAAGUUGCCCUUAAGGACCCUUCCGUGGCUGAGGAGACGAACAAGUCAGCUCCCGACGAACCGAUCUCCAACACGCCGGUCAAUAUCUCCGACUCGCCGUCAUUCGAGGAUGCGGAUUCUGGCGCGAGUGAAGGACAUCUCGAGGGGCGGACUCUGGCGCGAGCGAAGAACAUCCCGAGGAGGAUCUUCCUGCCUUGGAUUAGUAUUCGAUGUUUGUUGUAUCUGACUUUUGGCGCUUGUGCCUUUAAAACUAUUUCCUUUUCUCGGCUAAGGCCUUUUGUUGUAUGAACUACUGCCUUGCUUUUUCUUCAGACCUUUUAUGAAUUUUUAUUAUAUAUUUCAGUAAGUCGUUUCCACUUAGAAAUAUGUAAAUCGUUUUUGUUUUUAACCGAGAAAGGAUACAUUCGAGCGGCUACUCGCGUUUGCCAGCGAGUUCCCAAUUUUUCAGAUAGAACAGGAAAUUAGAGGCGGUUGCUCGUUCGAAUCUUCUUUAUUCAACUAAACUUUUACAAGUGGUUGAUCAAGCGAUUACAAAGAGAAUCUCUAAUCGUUCUAUUGAAUUACCGAGGAAAAGGUUCCGAGACGCAUUGCAGUAACCGAGAGAACCGUUGGUCGGCCAAACCGUCGUUCUUCGGUUAGACUCGGUCUAGAAUUUCCAUCGGGUAGCCGGUCAAUGCGUGACGCACAGGUGACGCAAGGCUGUUAUUCCCUUCGACUGACGUCUGAUCAAGACCCAAUCGAUUGAUUUUGGGCGAGUGCUCGUACGCCGCUUGAAAAAGGGGUUGGCAUCGUUUACUAGAAAGUGACUGUUCGUCAUUCUUUCGCGAAAAAGUUUGGACUUUGUUUUGGUUGGGGCUGGACCCUGUGAAGGGAUGCCUACGUACCUCGGAUGAGGAUCAAGCCUUUCGUAGUUCGUUUGACCGAGUGAAAGUGGCUGUAGUAGCGCAUUCACUCGGACGAGUAGAAGUGACGGUUAGGUGCAUCUACUCGGUUUUUUUUUUUUUUUUUUUUUUU
Messenger RNA from Raphanus sativus (radish), 2508 nucleotides. RefSeq lists its product as uncharacterized. The transcript has 2 exons. NCBI's taxonomy places the organism in Eukaryota, Viridiplantae, Streptophyta, Magnoliopsida, Brassicales, Brassicaceae. Bases 763 to 1782 code for a protein of 339 amino acids. The record is from RefSeq and is a predicted model, not a curated record.